Ilex paraguariensis (yerba mate) is the source of this 375-nucleotide messenger RNA. The record is from the annotation of a GenBank genome assembly. Lineage: Eukaryota; Viridiplantae; Streptophyta; Magnoliopsida; Aquifoliales; Aquifoliaceae.
AUGUCUUCUGUCAACUCCAAGGACUUGCACCGGAUUUUUGAGAAGCUUGACAAAAAUGGUGAUGGCCUAGUGAGCCUUGAUGAGCUUAAAUGGCUUCUUGAGAAAAUAGGCAUCCACCCGAGCCUAGACGAGCUCGAGUUAUCAAUGGGGACAACAACCCUCGACCUUAUUGAUUUCUCGCUCUUCUACGACACUAUCAUCAAGAGUAAUAUUGAUAAAAGCAAAGCAAUUGAGGAGGGUAACGACAUGGAUAGUGAACUUGUUGAGGCUUUCAAGGAUUGUGGGACGAGCAUGAUUAAUGUUUAUGAUUCAAAUUCCGAUGGGGUGCUUGAUUUCGAGGAGUUCAAGAACAUGAUGUUGCCUGCCAAAUCAUAG